This is a messenger RNA of Nicrophorus vespilloides, 520 nucleotides long. It is a transcript of the gene Dad1, whose product is annotated as dolichyl-diphosphooligosaccharide--protein glycosyltransferase subunit DAD1. The transcript has 2 exons. Gene Ontology annotation, cellular component: oligosaccharyltransferase complex; membrane. The coding region runs from base 113 to 451 and encodes 112 amino acids. Gene Ontology annotation, biological process: protein N-linked glycosylation. NCBI's taxonomy places the organism in Eukaryota, Metazoa, Arthropoda, Insecta, Coleoptera, Silphidae. The record is from RefSeq and is a predicted model, not a curated record.
UAGCAGUGCUUUGUCAACGCAUCAAUUGGAAGCCGGUUGUCAAAAGUGACGUCCUCCAGUUGGAUUUUGGUUUGGAUUCGUUGUUUUUGUGUAAAAUAAAGUCUUGAACGAAAUGGCUAACGUAGGGACGGUAAUAUCGAAAUUCUACAAGGAAUACAACACGAAGACGUCGAGGGAGCUGAAGAUAAUCGAUGCAUACCUGUUUUACAUCCUACUCACAGGCAUCAUCCAGUUCAUUUAUUGUUUACUAGUGGGCACAUUUCCAUUCAAUUCGUUCCUCAGCGGUUUCUUGAGCACAGUCAGCAGUUUCAUCCUGGCUGUUUGUUUACGUAUCCAAUGCAAUCCAGAGAACAGGAAGCAGUUCAAAGAUUUGAGUGCAGAGAGAGGCUUUGCUGACUUCAUGUUUGCCCAUGCACUUCUACAUUUAGUUAUUAUGAAUUUCCUCGGAUGAUUCAACAAUCCAUCACAUAAGAGAUUCAAUGAAACAACUUUUAAUUACACAUAAUUUUCAAUAAAGAAA